Messenger RNA from Pelobates fuscus (common spadefoot toad), 1281 nucleotides. Its product is annotated as spore coat protein SP65-like. The record is from RefSeq and is a predicted model, not a curated record. The coding region runs from base 1 to 753 and encodes 250 amino acids. The transcript is spliced from 6 exons. Lineage: Eukaryota; Metazoa; Chordata; Amphibia; Anura; Pelobatidae.
AUGGGAACCACAAAGUACCUUCUCAUCACCAGUUUUCUGUUGUUCUUGGGCCCGUUCUUUGACAUCGCAGAUGCACAAACAACACCCAACACUACAGCUGAACCCACUACUACACCAGCAACAACAACUACACCAGUACUAACUACUGCAGCUGAACCCACUACUACACCAGCACCAACUACUACACCAGCAGUUACUACAGUAACCACUACUACUGGGACAACAGUUACUACAGGAUCCACUGCCACUGGGGCAACAGUUAUUACAGGAUCCACUACUACUGGGAUAACAGCUACUACAAGAUCCACUGGUAUUGGGGCUUCAACUACUACAGAAUCUUCUGCAACUGGGUCUACAGGAACCACAUCCACUGCUACAAAUAAUGGAAUACAAACCUCCGCUGGAGGGAACAGUGCCACGACCCAGAGCACUACCGAAACCACUUCUGACCAACUUGCAGUUCCAUACUGGGGUAUUAUCUUGAUGGGAUUAGUAGCAAUUCUCGGAGUUGCCUUAAUCUUAGGAUUGCUGUUUGGAUUCUUGGCCUGUGCAAGGACCUCUGCCACCUACGCUGUAGAGAGUUAUCCUGCCUACUUUACACAUUCGAGGUGGUGGAACCCUACACGUCUCUCCAUGGUCCGAGACCCUGAGCAUGGAAUCCAGUCAAGACCAAACAUUAGACGACUAUCAAGCCAGACAGAGAAUUACGAACUUCAUCAAAGAGCACAACAAUCUGGACAGAGCCACAAAUAAUCCACAUUGAUUAACUAAGCGAUGUUGGGAUUUAAACUAGCAUGGCAGCAAAGUUACUCUAAAAAUGCUAUUUACUACCAGGUGUAACUCUGCUGUUAUGCCUAUUAUUAAACACUUCUCACUGGAGGAAUCUCCAUAGUAAACUAGAGGAACCACAAUGUCAUUCUGUAUUCACAAAUGGCACUGAGGUUUCAAGGGCACAUAAAGGACAUUUGUCUGGAGCUACACCUGGUCUCACUAGAAAAGUGCACAAGUAAAAAUAACUCUUUAUAUGCAGUAAUCUUUCCCUGUAGCACUGAAAAUACAAUAUAAUAGUUAUAUAAUCUACAUGAUUGGCAUACAGUCAGACUGAGAUGACUGACUACCAUACAAUAUAAAAAAUAAAUGCAAAAAAGUGAGAACCUCCGGAACACUCAGAAAAAAGCAAUAUGGGUCUAGUGGACUCUUUUCUUUCUCCACACCAUGCGUUGGGGAGAGUAAUACAUAAAAAAAGUACCCAGGAGAUUCUCAGUCUCAUGUCUUAUAGAC